Asparagus officinalis (garden asparagus) is the source of this 552-nucleotide messenger RNA. RefSeq lists its product as uncharacterized. Lineage: Eukaryota; Viridiplantae; Streptophyta; Magnoliopsida; Asparagales; Asparagaceae. The record is from RefSeq and is a predicted model, not a curated record. The transcript has 5 exons. Bases 1 to 552 code for a protein of 183 amino acids.
AUGCAGGAGGAGAUGGGGUCUCUUCAUAGGAACGACACAUGGGAGCUUGUCGAGCUUCAAAAUGGAUGGAAGGCUAUUGGUUACAAGUGGGUGUAUACGAAGAAGGAGGGCAUUGAAGGCAUUCUCGUGAGGUUCAAGUCUAGGUUGGUCGUGAAGGGAUAUUAUGGUUUAGAAUUAGAUCAAUUGGGUGUGAAAAUAACAUUUCUUUAUGGUGAUCUUGAUGAGAAAAUCUAUAUGACUCAGUCAUUGGGGUUCCAAGCUACAGAGAAGGAAAAAUCCGCCAUAGAUAGAUUAAAGAUUCAGCUUUCAAAUGAGUUCGAGAUGAAGGAUUUGGGUGAAGCCAAGCGCAUUUUAGGAAUGGAGAUCAGUAGAGGCAGAGACAAGGAAAGAAUUUGUCUAACACAUGUGAUAGUUGAAGAUAGAGAGUUGAUGUCGGAGACUCCAUAUGCGAGCAUAGUUAGAAGUUUGAUGUACACCACAGUUUGUACGAGACCGAAUUUGUCACAGCUGGACACUAGCGGUGGGCAGCUAUGUAUUGGAUAUGUAGAUUAA